Messenger RNA from Lymnaea stagnalis (great pond snail), 20927 nucleotides. Lineage: Eukaryota; Metazoa; Mollusca; Gastropoda; Lymnaeidae. The record is from the annotation of a GenBank genome assembly.
CGAGACGCCAGUUUAUGUUCAUUGAAUGGUGCUUGCCGUUUGCAUUGAUUGCUAUUUAGUACUAUUUACAAAUAGUGGAAAAUAAAACUCAACCGAACUCAUAUAUGUUUUCUGUUAUGGGAUUUCGGUCACUGAUACAAUAAGGAAUGAUGUGAUAUAAAUAAUUUGUUGUGCUAUGGGGUCUGGCAUUGUUGAGUUUUUUAAAAAGAACAGUAAAUUUGAAAGCUUUCUAAAGCGGACUUUUUCAGAAGAGGCCUUCGAGCGAGUACGUGCCUACGAGUCAUGUGUUGUUGUUUCUGAAAAGGAAAACAAAGCAUUCAAAUUUAUUGUACUAAGUGAUGAAAGAAUAUAUCUAACAGAAAAUCCUCCAAAGACUGUCGAGGAAGCAGUUCACCUUCGUGAUGUUGUUUCAGUUGAAUUGGUAAGUGUAUAGUAUAUAAAAUUUAAUAUAAUAAAUAUUAAUGAUUAAUUAAUAUAAAAUUAGUAAAUUAGGCCUCUAAACCUAGCUGUGUUAUGUAUGCUUCUCUGCAACCUAUGGCUAUGGGAAAUGCAGUAUGCCUGUAGUACUGCACUGUAGACUGUAGUGAAUUAUAGACUAAAGUCUAAAGUGUUUACAGACCUGGCCCUGGUCAUUAACAAUUUCAAUUUACUUUUUACAUUUGAUAUUUUUGUAUAUUAGUAUAUUUAUAACAUUAAUUAAGGCAUUUAAGGGUUGACAUACCUUUUUGCUUUUAUAAAACUAUUUAUAAUAAGUUAAAGGAUAAUAAUUUAUAUUGAAGUAGACGUUCAUUCUUUGCUGAUUAAAUUAGGCUAUGUUUAUGUAAGGAGAAUGGAGAAAGGUAAGGCCAUAUUCCAAAAGACCUGCUGUAUGAAGAGUUGGCAGAGGGGGGUAAGACUUAUUGGACAGCUACAGCUUUGCUUUAAGGAUGUUUUCAAAAGGAAUGUGAGGAAAACUUGCAUAGAAAUCAGUGAACAGGACAUUAUUGCUGAUCAAAGUUACAAUUGGCGAACUUCAGUGUAUGAAGUAGUCAAACACAUCAAACAGGCAGGGAGAUGCGCUAAAACGGAGCCUGUGCAACAAAAUAAAGCAUUACAGAAGGCUAAAGUUAACCAGAAGUUAAGGUUCUCUUGUGAGAAGUGCAUGCCGAGACUGCCUUUCCAUUUAAGACCCCCCUCUAAGCCAUUUGACGAAGUGUCAAUUAGCUACUCCAUCAUCUCGCGAAGAGGGAGGGAUGCCACUAUAUAUAGUAGUGGUUCAAGUAAUGUGAAAGAAAUGUUCAGGGCAAGUUAGCCUGUGUUUAAGCUUAAUUAAUUAAUUGAUAUAAUACAAAAAACAUUCUGGUCAAUUUAUUCAGUGAAUGCUUUUCUCUUUUAAUGUAACACAAAAUAAAGGAAAAUUAGAAGAAAAGAGAACUUAGUUCAAGUUACAUGAAAGCAAAUAAUAGGACUUAAAUAUGAACCAAAAUCAUCGGAAUUAUACACAGUAUAAGCAUUUCCUAACAAGGUUAAUUUCAAAUGUCAAUAUAAAAAAAUUAAUCUCCGCAAGCUGGCUCUUUUCGCAAUGAGACCUGAUGCAGUGUAUCAAAUUGAUAUCACUAAUGACUGACUGGUUUAAUUUAUUUAUUUUAUUGGAAUAUUAUCAAAUAAUUUAUCUUUUAAUUAAAGAUAAUCAAUAAGCAAUAUAAAAUUUAAACCGUUGAAAAAACAACACAUUUAUAUCAAUUUAUAAUCAUUAUUAAUAUUUUAUUUGAUAUUUAAUAAUGGGUACAUACAAUUUUAAAACAAAUGAAAUAAAGAAGUAACCUGAAAUAUAUAUGGAUCAGUAUAAAUAUCUUGUUUGGACAAAAUGGAUCAAUUUGAUAUUUAUUACUAUUUAAUUAUAAACAGAAAUUAGUUAAAAAUAAGAUAAUAUAUCAAUAUUAAUACAAAUGUAAGAAAAGUAACUUACCAGGGUCAGAAAAUAAUAAAACUGUCAAACUUGAAAUAAGGAGCGGCGAUCAAUUUGAACAAAACGUAACAAAUCUUCACCCUUAAAACGUUUUCUGCACACUAAAUGGUCUUAGCCUAUAAAGGAAAAGGAAAACAGUAAGCUACCGAUAAGCAGAGCUCGCUGUCAUUUCUCAUUAAUGUGCACAAAAAAAUCGGUUGGCUUUUAUCAAUCUGAUGAGAUGCGCAAAAGGAAGAUUAAAUGGCUGGAAAUUGAAUAUCAUAUACUAAAUAUAAUAUUUUUAAAUGAUAAUGAUAUCAUUUGGCCUCAUGGUACCUCAACUUUGAAUGAAUAUAUUAUCAUUCUGCACUCUUGUCUGUGUAUUACUGUAUGACAGUGCUGUGACAGAUUUACCAGACGAGUCUUUAUGUGUAUCAAUAAAAUAAAAUGAGACUUGCACCUAAUGUUGUGCUGAAAAAUUACAAAGAUGCUCAAUUAAUAUCAAUCUUUAGCUAAAUUUCAAUUAUGAUACAUCACAUUGAAGCCCUCAUUGAUGAUAAAGUUGCCUUUGGUAUGGUAGCUGGCUUACUCUCAAGUACACAAAGAUUAGUUUGAACAAGGCGAUGAAUGAAAGCACACCCAUCGCGUCGGUCUUGUAACCCCUAUGGCGACUGGAGGCCUUCAAGGGGCCCAAACUUCUUAUGUGAAAAAAAAAAUUAAAAAUUUAUAAACUUUGAAUCCAGGGGACAUAAAACCAAAUAAGAGUUGGGGUGGGGGGGGGGCACUCCAAAAGUCACACGAUAUCUCUGACUUAAGAUCUUGAUCACAUCUAAAGACAAUGAAAGGAGAGGAUGAGAAUACUUGAUUUGUGUCUGUAUCGGUUAGAACAGAAGCACAGAAUGAUUUAUAAAAAAUAUAUUUUGAGCAGUCAGAAUGUGAGGAUGCUACGUAAGAAUAUUUUGGUUCAACUGUCAUUUUCACUUCAACGGUUCAUGAACACAUAAUUCAAAUGAUUGAGCUGUUUUGAAUUCCUGUAUCUUGUACAGAUGGUAAAAAAUAAAUUAUUUAACUUUCUUUAUUUCUAUUUGAAAAAUUUAUAACAAAAUUUUGACAUCUCCAUUUUUAUAAAGGGUCUCAAUGACCCAGUUUUGCCAGUGACAUUUCAACCUGUUUCCUGUGAUAUUUCAACCAGUUUUCCACAGCUCUUAGAGUGAUUUGUGUGACAUGUUGUAAAAUAGUGUGUUUUGGCCCUGUGUCCUUCUGAUGAUGCUGGUGUUUGAAACACCUGGUUUAUUUCCUACUUUGGAACUCUCUUGUGUUUUUAGACCUUUUUACAUUUUUAUUUUAAUGUUGAAAGCAAAUUAAUUAUAAAUUGAAGCAUGUCAAUCUUGCCCGUUAUAUUUGAAUCACAUUUGUGGACAUUAACAAUCACUGAGACAUAAUGUCCCUAGUGAUCCAUAAUGCAUUAAUAAAAUGCAUACAAUAACAUAAAAGGAGAUGCAAUGGUCUGUUUAAAGUAGUUAAAACAAUAAAAAGAAAGUGACAAACUUUUUUCCCCAACUGCCUGAUUAAAAUAUUUCCAUAUUAUAAUAUAUCAAUCUCUCAAUGCAAAAUUUUCUUGGUAUCAAUCUCUCUAUCUCAUUUCAGUUGUAAACAUUGUGCAAUGUUCACUAUGGUUCAGUGAUGUAACCAUUAAAAAUGUGAUUUGUUUGUUUAAUUAAAUCGCUUACUUUUUAUUUUUAUGUGUUCUUGAGAUCGGGUUAUCCCCUCAAGGCCACGCUUGUGAAAAAGUAGAAGAAGAACUCCACACUACUUUCAGUGGUCUUACAUCCCUCACCUCUACUCUAAGUGGACUUACAACCUCAACCUACUUCCUACUCUCGGUGGUCUUACAACCUCCACCUACUUCUUGCUCUCAGGGGUCUUACAACCUCCACCUACUUCCUACUCUCAGGGGUCUUACAACCUCCACCUAGCCACUACACUCGGUGGUCUUACAACCUCCACCUACUUCCUACUCUCAGGGGUCUUACAAGCUCCACCUAGCCGCUACACUCGGUGGUCUUACAACCUCCACCUAGCCGCUACACUCGGUGGCCUUACAACCUCCACCUAGCCGCUACACUCGGUGGUCUUACAAACUCCACCUAGCCGCUACACUCGGUAGCCUUACAACCUCCACCUAGCCGCUACACUCGGUGGUCUUACAACCUCCACCUAGCCCCUACACUCGGUGGUCUUACAACCUCCACCUAGCCGCAACACUCGGUGGUCUUACAAACUCCACCUAGCCGCUACACUCGGUGGUCUUACAAACUCCACCUAGCCCCUACACUCGGUGGUCUUACAAACUCCAAUUGACCAUACACUCGGUGGUCUGACAACCUCCACCUAGCCGCUACACUCGGUGGUCUUACAACCUCCAACUCGCCGCUACACUCGCUGGUCUUACAACCUCCACCUAGCCCCUACACUCGCUGGUCUUACAACCUCCACCUAGCCGCUACACUCGGUGGUCUUACAACCUCCACCUAGCCCCUACAACAUCUGACAGUAUCACAACCCAAUCAACAUCUGACAGUAUCACAACCCAAUCAACAUCUGACAGUAUCACAACCCAAUCAACAUCUGACAGUAUCACAACCCAAUCAACAUCUGACAGUAUCACAACCCAAUCAACAUCUGACAGUAUCACAACCCAAUCAAUAUCUGACAGUAUCACAACCCAAUCAACAUCUGACAGUAUCACAACCCAAUCAACAUCUGACAGUAUCACAACCCAAUCAACAUCUGACAGUAUCACAACCCACUCAACACCUGACAGUAUCACAACCUAAUCAAUACCUGACAGUAUCACAACCCAAUCAAUAUCUGACAGUAUCACAACCCAAUCAACAUCUGACAGUAUCACAACCCAAUCAACAUCUGACAGUAUCACAACCCAAUCAAUAAACCAUGCAGUGUUUCCACGAGGCUGAGCAAUGAACAUUACCUUAACCGUAAUGUAGGUCAAGUUCUUGGAAGUGUUCGGAAUGCGUAAAUAGUUAUUUCUUGGAAUAUUUUUUAAGAGGAAGUAGAUUGGUUAGCAUUUUGUUUGGAGAGUUGGAUUUACAAAAGAGACUAUCAAUUUUAAGUGGCUUAUCUCGUGGUAUCUAAAUAUCAGUUUGUGGCACGCAACGUCUCCGUCUUCUGUUCAUUGUCGAUAAAUUACUGAAACAAAUAUCAGUUUUGAGAUUUCUUAUUUUCAUUUGAUUUUUAGUAGAAUUAUAGAAUAUUGUUGUUUGCGUAGAUUCCUUCUUCUUUCAUAGUUCUAUACCAUUACGUUCUGUGUAUCAUACCGAUCCGACCCCGAACCUUGCUGAGUACCGAACUUCAAGGUCACUGAAUACGAACGAACCCGAACUUCAAGGUCACUGAGUGCGAACGAACCCGAACUUCAAGGUCACUGAGUCCGAACUUCAAGGUCACCGAGUACGAACUAACUCGAAUUUCAAGGUUACUGAGCACGCACUAACCCGAACUUCAAGGUCAGUGAGUACGAACUUGGCUGAACGAACCUAAUCGCAAACUUAUUAGAACCGAUAAUCUUUUGGUUGUACGAAUGGUGCACGCGACUGCUGUAGCCAAGAAUUGCUGAGCUUUCCAUUGAAACAACUCAAUUCCUUCACGACAUUUUUUUGUGUAAACCAAAGUUAUCACAUUUUACCAUCCCCUACCCACCUCUCCUCCGCCAACCCCCCCCCCCUUCCCCCUUUUUCGCAACAACCUGUACAAUGUAGCCGACUCUUUUUCUUUUCAUCAUGUUUCAGUGAUUUGUGUUGUUCAAAAUCAAACAAAAAAAUUAGAAUGGCGAAUAAACCCAGCACACAGUGUGUAAGGAGUAGACGACUUAGCGAUUAUUCUAGGUUGAGCCAAGAUCGAUAAGCUAUGUCGUAUCCACCUUUGCAAUAAGCCUAAAACAUUUAUAUUAAACCCAAUACUAAAUUAUUUUUAGCUAUUUUUUUUUUCCAUUUAAUUUGUAGCGACCCACGUCUAUAUUUAUAGGUCUAUAAAUCCCGGUGUAGCCUACCAUGAGAGCUAAAAAGUAUUUUCCUCUGUUUGGCAUUUCUAUAUUUUUUUAAACACUUAUAUUUUUUAAGUGUAAUAUACACCUUAUUUUAUUUUAAAGACAAUAAUCCUCAAAUUGCGAUAACUACCAAACGGGAAGAGCUUCGGGGCUUACCGAGUCCGAACUUAAGCUGUUACUGAACCAAACUUGACAUAUUAACUGUUGCAGCACCUUGACAUAGUAGCUGUGACAUAACCUUGACAUAUUAACUGUGACAUAACCUUGACAUAAUUAACUGUGACAUGUGACACCAUCUUGACAUAUUAGCUGUUGCAGCACCUUGACAUAUUAUCUAAAAGAGGGUUCGAUCCCCAUCUCUGUUAAGGAGCGUAGAUAAAACUAGCCGGUAAAAGUUUAGGUCAACUUGAUGAGUUGCUGGACGAACUCCUUGUAAGCUCUUUUUUGUUGUUGUUGAACAGUCUCAGCUAUGAGUUAAGAUUUUGUUCAUUGAGUGGUUUAAGCAAACCAUAACUACACACAAUCUGCUGCUCACCUUACACGCAAUCCACGUGCUCAUUACACACAAUCCAUGUUCUCAGUACACACAAUCCAAGUUCUCAGAUUUUUUUUGUUAUAACUGCUCUUAGAGCGUAACAUCGCAUAUUUACACCUAAGUCUCGCGUCGAAAAAGAGAGAGGGAGGGGGGGGGAGGUUAAAUGAUGUAGUUUAUUUAUUGCCGCAUUAGUUGUUGACAAUAACCUCGAAUUGUCUAAUACUGGCAGACAUUUUUUUUUUAAAAUUUGUAAUUUUCAACUGAAUUAAAUUGUAAAACUUCGCCCAAUAAAGUUAAAUCCCAUCAGAGACCAAACCAUUGACAACUGUAUCUAGGCAUGGCACCCACAUCACUGACCAAACCAUUGACAACUGUAUCUAGGCAUGGCACCCACAUCACUGACCAAACCAUUGACAGUUGUAUCUAGGCAUGGCACCCACAUCACUGACCAAACCAUUGACAGUUGUAUCUAGGCAUGGCACCCACAUCACUGACCAAACCAUUGACAGUUGUAUCUAGGCAUGGCACCCACAUCACUGACCAAACCAUUGACAGUUGUAUCUAGGCAUGGCACCCACAUCACUGACCAAACCAUUGACAGUUGUAUCUAGGCAUGGCACCCACAUCACUGACCAAACCAUUGACAGUUGUAUCUAAACCCCAUAUCCCCAUCAGCCACCAGUUGACAGUUGUAUCUAAACCCCACAUCCCCAUCAGCCACCAGUUGACAGUUGUAUCAAGAGGUUCAAUGUUAGACUAGGGUUAAUAAUUUAUUUUAAAAAUCUUCCACUUCAAGUAUUUAUAGCCAUGCACUGCUGGUGUACUUUUAGCGACCUACAGAAUCAACCCAGAAAUCAAUAAUCAAUAAGAUAAAAUGAAACUGAAUGAAGGAAACCUGUUUUGUGUAAAAUGAAAGGACGUCAAUCGUGUGGUGUCAAACAGAUGGGAUCGUAUUGUGACAUGAGAAACUACGAAAGUACUUUAAUAUAUUAAAUUUUAACUUUACACUUUGAAGUAUAGACUAUGACAUCACCUUGAUGUAUUAACUGUGACAACACCUUGACAUAUUAACUGUGAUAGUACCUUGACUUAUUAAAUGUGACAUCACCUUGAUAUAUUAUCUGUGACAUCACCUUGAAAUAUUAGCUAUGACAUCAUCUUUACAUAUUAACUGUGACAAUACCUUAACAUAUUAACUGUGAUAGUACCAUGACAUAUUAACUGUGACAUCACAUUGACAUAUUAACUGUGACAAUACCUUAACAUAUUAACUGUGAUAGUACCAUGACAUAUUAACUGUGACAUCACCUUGACAUAUUAAUUGUGACAUCACAUUGACAUAAAAUGUGACAUCACCUUGUCAUAUUAACUGUGAUAGUACCUUGACAUAUUAACUGUAACAUCACCUUGACAUAUAAACUGUGACAUCAUCUUGACAUAUUAACUGUGACAUCACCUUGACAUAUAAACUGUGACAUCACCUUGACAUAUUAACUGUGACAUCACCUUGACAUAAAAACUGUGGCAUCAUCUUGACAUAUUAACUGUGACAUCACCUUGACAUAUUAACUGUGGCAUCAUCUUGACAUAUAAACUGUGACAUCACCUUGACAUAUUAACUGUGACAUCACCUUGACAUAUUAACUGUGACAUCACCUUGACAUAUUAACUGUGACAUCACCUUGACAUAUUAACUGUGACAUCACCUUGACAUAUUAACUGUGACAUCACCUUGACAUAUAAACUGUGACAUCACCUUGACAUAUUAACUGUGACAUCACCUUGACAUAUUAACUGUGACAUCACCUUGACAUAUUAACUGUGACAUCACCUUGACAUAUUAACUGUGGCAUCAUCUUGACAUAUUAACUGUGAUCGCACUAUGACAUUUAAUUUUAACAUAAGAGGCUAAGAAAGUUGAAGCAUCAAAAUCACAAAUAUACGGAUAUUGAAAUAACUCAUGUUAGUUUGAGGAUAUUGAAAUAACUCGAUGUUAGUUUGAUUUCUCGUUACAUGUGCACAGCAUGGGGGGGGGGGGGUUGGAACUACUAAGAUGUUAUUAUUUCGAUUAAAUUUAUCUUCCCAUCAAUCACGUGAUAGACCAAGCCAUAAGUGACUUUACAUUCUCAUCAUAUACCUAUUUUCUCUGUCAUAUGUUUACACGUUCCACUCUGUCAUAUGUUUACAUGUUCCACUCUGUCAUAUGUCAUAUGAUCCCUCGGUUGUAUCUGGUAGCCACAAUAAUGGAUGUUUUAUUAAUGCACGUCUGUUGAAGUAAGCACAAUAAUUGAUGUUUUAUCAAUGCACGUCUGUUGAAGUAAGCACAAUGCCGUGCAGUGUUCUCUAAGUGGCAUUCUACAACCACAAUGAAUGUCGUCAAUAAUCAAUGUCGUCUCUAAUGAAGUGGACUAAUUGCUUUGCCGUUGUCACGGUCUGUGAGAAAACCUCUAGCCUCUAUGUGACAAUAUAUGUGUGUAUUUGUAUCCGGGCUUAGGGUUAACUGUGAUUGAACAACACAACAGUAACUGCAUGUCAGGUGUUAAAAGGCUUGGUUUAAAGUAGUUCCGAUGGGUAUAUAAAGCAAUGGGAUGUUCAAGUAAUGGCAAUACCAAUUUUUUUGUUUUUUAAAGAGCUCAACCAAUUCCAUUCCGACUAUUGAUACAAAUAAUUUCACGCUUAACUAAUAGUUGGGGGUGGGGGGUAGCCAGCAUAAGUUAACCGCACCGGGUGACCCAAACCCUAGAUACGCCACUGCUGGUAGUUCAAUGAGUUCUGACUGUAUACUGUAUAUCAAAUGUUAAAACAUAAAGUAUAAAGCAUUUAGUUUGAUAUAAAAUCUUACAAAUAGUGUUAUCUGAAAUGUUGCUUUAUCGACAUUGGCUUUAGUGUUUAGUGGUCUAGACUCUAAAGGCGAGUGAUCUAAGAAAAAUUGAGCCGGUAUAGUAUAAUAAUAUAGUUAUAGAAAUACAACACUAGCUUUAAAACAUGUUGAGACAAUAGUAAUAGGGAUAACACAAAACUAUUUUUAAUUUCCCGUUUAGCUAAAGCAAAGUUAUUUGUUUCCUCCGUUACGAGUAUUAAAAAAAAGGUAAUAUUUAUUUCAUGGUCUCAGCAAUCAACCAGCUUAAAGAACAAUCAACCAGCUUAAAGAAAGAAAUCUUACUGCCACAGCACAAUGCAGCCAUCGAUUGGUUGACAUCACGGGUCACUAUGUCAACUAUCAACAAAACUGUAAUAAGCCGCAGGCUAUGGAUUGUUGUUCCAACAGUCUUACCCUUCACACACAGGAGAGCUCAUCAACAUAAAAUACACUGAUAACAAACAAAGAAACUUUUUUGUCUGCUACUGGGCAUUUAUUAUUUAUUGCCCGUUUCAUAAGAAAUCGAAUGUGCUGCUUUUCUAGCAUUGUGCAGUAGUUAGAUUUUAUGUAGCACAUCAGGGUUUGAGUGAGUUAUGCAUCUUCUUAUGUGAAAAUUAAAUUUCAUGCAAAUAAAUUACAAAACUAAACUGAGUGAUACUUGUCUGAGUGACAAAUUAUGUCUUAUAAGUUAUGUUAUAUAAAUUAUGUUAUUUUAUUAUGGUCGGUCUUUUAUGUUUUGUCACAUUCUCUGAUUAGAUUUUCUUCUACAUUGGGCUACAGAGCUUUCAUCUUUAUUUCUCAUUUUUCUGUUCAUUUGGGAUUUCAUCUAGUCUAUAAUAUUAAUAUUAUUAAUAUAUUAUUUAAUUUGACUGAAUAUAGAAAUCAAAAUACUAAAAUAAAGUGGCUGGAUUACAUUUUUGUAAAGAACCUUAAUGUUAAAAGGAAAGACAGGACAAUAAAAGGAAGUGUUUCCUCUUAGAGCCUUCUUCAACAGACAUGACAAAAGGAGAAACAAUAAUAAAUAUAAAACAGUUUUAACAUUGUUGAAUCCACAUUUCAGGCUCUGCCACUCACUGGUACCAUUCCCAUCCUAUUACAUUUGUCAUUUAUUUAAAGGUUUUAUGAUCUUUUACAGGUCAUUUAUAAAUUUCUUGUCCUUAGGUGAAUGAAUUCCCAGAUUUUCUGAGAGGGAAAGAACGCUUCAACACACAGCACAUAGCUGUGACCUACAUGACUUCUGAACCAAGGCGACGAUCUCUUAGACGCUCCAAAAAAUCUCCAAGAGGAUCAGUGACGGAUCUCAGUUUAGACAGGUGGGUAUUACUUAUGUCUGUCAACAAGGAGGCUUUGAUGUAACAUGUUUGUUAGACAGGUCAGUAUUACUUAUGUCUGUUAACAAGGAGACUAUGACGUGAGCUGUUUCUUAGAUCAGUAUUACUUAUGUCUGGCAGCAAGGAGAAUUUGAUACAACAUGUUUGUUCGGUCAUUAUUUAUUAGUUUUAAGUUAUUAGACUAAUGUUCAAUCAGUUGUAUUAACCUUUUAUUAGUUGGUACUUAUCUGAUAGUCAAUGUUAGAGAUAAUGUCCAUGUAAUUUGUUAAUUAUUUAUGUAUGGACAUAACACAUUUUGAUUUUAAAUAACUUUUCCUCUGUUAUGCAUGGAAUAAAACAUGUGAUAACAUUAGGGUCAGUUUUGAAACAACAAAAUGGAGUUAUAUUUUAAUUUUUUUUAAAAUCUUUGAAAUGUUUCCUGCGUGCUGUCAUACUUCCUCUCGUGCUGUCAUACCUCCUCUCGUGCUGUCAUACCUCCUCUCAUUGAAUUCACUUGGAUUUUCUUUAAUCAAAAGUCUUCUUAUAAAAUUAAAGAACGUUGUUCUUUUGAACCCUGGAGGUCAGAAUGUGAGAAUUUUUCAUGUUUCACCAUUGAAUCUGCAGAUCAAAUGCAUCUACACCUCUGGGAUAUGCCAACUCUAUUGAGGGCAGCUACCCAGACCUGGGCUACAUCACACAGAGUGCAGGCAGCUUGCCCCUCAGUAGACCGACCAGCAGGGGCAGUGUCAAGACUGGGGCUCAGCCCAAAAAGAAGAAGAAACCUCAGGGACUCAAUGACAGUUUUGAUCACGAGAGUAACCUCAGGUCACUCAAGGUAUAUUUUUUAAAGACUUUUUAUUAUUGUUAUAGUCUAAACUUUCCUUUCAGGCUAUGUCUGUGAUGUAUAUUUUUGACAUAAUGGGAUAACUGUAACUUAAGAUAAUUAACAAAAUUAGUUAAAAUGUUGACUGAGUUUCUUUUGAUUUUUUGUUUUGUGUUCUUUAAUGUGGUUAACUAAAGAUUUUGGAAUAAGGUUAAAACCUGAGUACCGGUAUGAUAUUUUAAAAUGCAGACAAUAUUGCCUUAUCAUAUUGAAUUAUAAAAGCACAUGAUACAUUUCCUUGACAUCCACAGGAAGAAAGAGAAGAGGACAUAAUGGAAACUAUAGAAGAAAAUCACAUGCCUUCACCUAGGUCAAGAGCUCCAUCCAUCUACAAACAUUCACCCACAAACAAUCUUAAACAAACUCAGACCAACAGGGCAGGUUUGACAGCUAAAAACGGCAGUGUUAAAAAUAGAAAUAUAUCAGAAAGUGACAUUUUAUCAUUGGAUAGCACUUCUUGUGAUCAGCCUCAACAGUCAAAGUUAGGAGGCCCUAGUGCAAGUAAGCUGAGACUUUCAGAAGCUGAGGUUCAAAAACUGCUGGGGCAAAGGGACACAACUGUGAUUGACAAGGAGGAGAGUCCAAGUUGUUGUUUUUUUGGCAGAGGUAACAAAGGCAAUAAAAAUCAGGUACAUGUUUGUACAUUUAAACAACACUUACUAAGUAAAGAAUCUUUAAUUUAGAUUUAGCCAAUUUUCGAAGAGAGAAAAUUUAAAUAAACUUAUGAUGUGUAGUGAAUUGUUACAUUUCAUGAAAUACUUUUAAAAAUGUACAUUCAAUUUAUUUAAAUACAAAUAAAUAAAUUAAAAAUAAUAUUAAAUAUUGAGCUCUUAACUGAUAAGCUACCAGAUUGAAAAACCAGAUGUGGCCAAAUUAAAUCUAGGUCACAUUUUCUCAUUUUAGGUGUAUGUACAAUGUCAAAUGCAGUUUUCUCAAUUAUAAACAUAUUCUAAUGAUUAAUAAACCAUUUUGUAGGUAAUUGAUGUGUCUAUUCGAUAAACUUAAAACAUUUGUAGGUUGUUUUAUUGGGAAAUUAUUAAUUGUUAAAUUAGUAUUUACAACAGAAAAACAAUAAAUAUAUGAAUGUGCCAACUUAUGUAUAAAUGUUAUUUUUCAAAAUCAUUUAAAGCAUUUUAUUUGAUGGUUUCCAAAUAGUAUAUCCAAUAAUAAAAAAAAUGCACCAAAGAACACAGAUCUUGAAUAAUAUUUACACUUCCAAUCACUUAUAAGCCUUUAGAAACCCUGACACUUGUUGCCACGGUAAACAAGUAGUGAAACCUUGUAACUAGCUUGGAAAUUAAAUCAAAAUAAAUUAAAAGCUCGUUUUUUUAUAACAUUCUGCCAAUAGUAUGUGGUUUGAAUAUAAACAUUCUGUCGGUAAAUUAAAAUCUUGAAGCAAAACGGGAAUGGAAUAAUAUAAAUAUUUGACUUGGUUUACUGCGAUACAAAACUUGGCGCUACCAGCGGCUCUUGGCCAUAACGAAAGAAAUGCCCAGCCGCUCCCACCGGCUCAUGGUAGUUAACCAGUUAAAAAGAAUCACUAGGGUUUAUCACUAGUCUGCUCACAACGUUAUAAUUUUUGUCAGCACUCUAACUUACACAUUUCAUGCAGUCAGUCUUGCUAAGGUAGAAAUGAAAAUAUCUCCUCGUGUCAACGAAUGCAAAUCCAUCUAAUGACAGGUCUCUCCAGCAACCAACAGCAUUCCUACCAAUGGCCGGUCAGUACAACCAGAGCUCUCAGGGAAACCGGGCAGUCAACAAAACUUUAAUUCCAAUAACUUAUAUGGCGGCAGUCAACUCUCGGGUCAAAUAGGUCCAGGUUUCCUCCAUCCAGACCGCUCAUCGUCCUUAUUUGGGUCAAGAUCUGGGACUCCACUGCUAGAGGCAGAACGAAAUCUGUAAGUUGUGAAGAAGAUCCUUGACACCAAUUUGACUAAUUAAAUACUAAAUGAAGAAAAAAUCUGUAAUGUCAGAAGGAGACAGUGUUGAAGGUUUGCUGUCUGCAGGAGUGCUUCAUGACACAAAUAGUUUUUCACCUUUGCAUCAUUUUGUUAAUUGUUAUUAUAGGUUUCUUUAUUCAAUUAUUUUAUCAAAAUUAUGAAGUAUACAUUUUAAAAAAAAAGUAUAUUGCCCGUAAAUUAAAAGAUAUAGAGUCCUUAAAUUUUCUUUGUUGCUUGAAAAGAUUACUAGAAACCACAUAGAAAAAUAUUUGCCAUAUUUUUGGAUUUGUUCCCACACAGUAAAAAAAAACAAUUAUGGUAAUUAAUUAUGCUUAUAUUACUUCAAUAUGACUUCACCAAAUGUAACAAUUUUAAAGUUUUAGGUUGUAAGUCUUCCAAACGUAUUAUGGGUUUUUAUUAUUCCAUUAAAAUGUACAGCAUACUUUUUGUUUAUUUCCAUAGAAAUAAUCUAAAUAUGUCAUCAAGUGAUCUAGGCAGCUCUGUGUCAUUCCACGGUCUCAACUCUCUCUCAGUCGAUGGCCUUCAUGAACGACGGAAAUGUGUCCUUAACAUUUACAUUCUAAACCUAACAUCUCACCUUAUAUUGCUGAUCAGAAGUGCCUGGAAUAAUUAUAUCAUUGUGAGUUUUUUGUAAUUCUUAUUGAAACAUUCUGUAAAUAACUAUUUCUUCAGUUAAAUUGUAAAUAAAAUAAUUUAGUAACAAUAAUCAAGCAUUUCUUUUUAAUUUUUUUGUUAUUUGUAACUUACAAAUCAAACUAUUUGGAAUUGUAAGGUACAAAGUACAAGUUUUUUCAAAAUCUAGUUUAUAUUUGUAAAAUUAUUCUUUGGAAUCUUUCCUAUGUCACUAACAAACAUGAUGGCAAUAUGUUACUUUACAGCUAAAUGAUAACCUUUAUUGUUACAGAAAUCCACUCUAGCCUUAGAGCCUGAAACUUUUGAGUUUUCCACAGACCCUAAAGUUUUAUGCGCUUUUAAAAAGUAAGUCAAAUUUAGGGAUUUGUAGCAUUUCCAAGACAAUUUGCUCAGUUUAGAGAUAUUUUUUUUCCAAACAUGGAAAUGUCCAUGAUUUAGAAAGGAAAGGGAAAAACUUAUCUUGUAAAACAAUUUAAAAUACACCAAGUUGGUGCCCCUUUCAAAAACUGGUUAACAUUUAACUUAGAGCUGAUAUCAUGCCUCCCUUUCUAUGUGUUUUUCAAUUCAUAAAAUUAUUUGCAAUUAUUAGAAUUAUUACAGGACAUUCAUGUUCUAUUUAUAUAUUACAUUAGUUGAAACAAAUUCAAAUUAUAAAUAAAAUAAAUUUGCCUAUGACUGACAUAUUUUAAAAUAUCCUCUUUAAUAAAGCACACAUUCUUUAAUUUGGAAAAUGGUGUCAGUCUCUAGAUGGGGUAACAAAUGUUCUGUUUUAAAAAAAUAGAAUUGACAAAUGGAUUUCAUUGGAAAUAAAAUCAUACUCAUGAAGAGAGCCUGAAUUAAAUUAAUUGCAUUAUUUCAAUAGAAGGUCCAUUCUGAACUCUAUUGGUAAUGUAAGCACCAACUCACAGUAUUUAAUGUAAUGAAUAUAAUUAUUAACGAAGCUGAUAUUUCUGUAGAUGUUUCAAAUUUAUUUCUGUAUGAUAAAUAUUUAAUUAAAAAAACGAAUACCUUUUUCCUGGUUGUGUAAUUUCAAUAUGCUUUAGUUGUAUAACUUUGUCAAAGGUUUAUCUUUUUAAUCUUUUGCUGUACUACUUUUUUAUUUAUUAACAUCAUAAUCAUAAGUAAUGAUAAAAUAGAUGAAAUAUUUCCAGAGAUCAAGUAGAGAGAGACUACAUUCACCUCAAGAGGGAUCUGUUCAAAACUGAUCUCUCCAUAGAAGAAAAGUUUACUCUGAUUGACCAGCUUUACAACACCACCAAGUGCAACUUUGUGCUCAAAAAGUUGUUUUGGAAGGUAAGUUGCGUGUGUCACAUCAGAUGUGCACACUGGAAGCCUCAUAUUGUUGUAUUGGAUAGAACAGAAGGAUACAUCUCAAACUGUACAAAUGAGUGCACUAGGAACUACAGUUUAUUUUCAUUUGAUAUAGCUGCCCAAUUCAUUUCUUUGGUUUGGCCAUCAUCAAAUGUAGCACUGUACAAGCCAUCUAAGAUAUGUACACUUUCAAAACUGUUUGUAAAAUUAAGUAUUUCAAAUUUUUUUUUUACUAGUUUUUCCAGCAAAAAAAUUUUUUUUUUUUAGUAUGUCACAAUUUAGCAUAUUAUCAUUUGAACGACUUAUUUCAGCAUUCUCUUUUUUAUUUGCUGUUGAUAGGAUCAUAAUUUGAUUGAUUAAAAUGCUUCGAGGACUGGUGUGAAUGUUUGUGUUGCUUGCAUUUGAAAUCUCAGACAGUCCACAUAAGAGUACUGUGUGAGGCUGUUGUACCUUGCUGCCCAUAUGUUAAAGUUAAAGUGUACUGACAUGUGUGAGGCUGUUGUACCUAGAUUUCCAGUAUACAAUAUGUUAAAUAUUAAUUAAAAACGAAUGAAAUAUGUUUCUGUGCACAAUGGAUGUCAUUAUUCAAAUUUAGGACGUAUAGUUUUACAUUCAGAACAUCAUUUGAAAUAAUUAUAUGGUGUCAUGUAACAUGUUGUAACGCUUGAAAAUUAACAAUAUUAACCUCAAUGAAUAAAUGUAUAAUUAAUCAAUUGAGAACAUUUUUUUUUUUUGUGGGUUCUCAUUUCAGCAACCUGACAUGUUCACAUUUCUCAUCAAACAACUCCAGAACUAUGUGCCCCAUUCUAAGGCUUCUCUCACAACAAGUGAAGGGAAGGCCAAAAGAGCUGAUGAAGUAGAGUGAGUUUAGUUGUCUCUAGUAGGGGAAUAGAUAUAGACAGCCAGAGUAAUUUUAGUUGUCUCUAGUAGGGUAAUAGAUAUAGACAGCCAGAGUAAUUUUAGUUGUCUCUAGUAGAGUAAUAGAUAUAGACAGUAAGAUAGCCAGAGUAAUUUUAGUUGUUUCUAGUAGGGUAAUAGAUAUAGACAGCCAGAGUAAUUUUAGUUGUCUCUAGAAAAGGGGGGGAUAGAUAUAGACAGUGGUCAAAUGUGGGAAAUGGCAAGAUUUCGUCAGUGGUUAGACAUGAACGUCAGUUAGAACAAUAGCUAGUUAUGGACACGGCUUAAUAUUGGCUGGGUUAGAUAUGGGCAGCUGUUACAUUUGGGAUGUGAUUGUUAGCAAUGAUUAAUUUCGGUGUUUUUAUAAAGCACUGCUUGCUGACAAGAAGUUUUAUUACAUCAUUAAAUAUUAUGCGUGUGCCAUUCAAGAUUUUCUUGUUAACUUGUUUUUCCUGAACAAAUUGUUCAGACUAUCCAUCCUCAUCUUGUCAACUAUAAACUUAAUGCUGAGAGAAUCUGAAAUAUUGUCCUCAAGGCUCCACACACUUAAACUUGAGGGGUAAGUGAGUCAUUGCUUUUCUAUAGAAUAUAGAAAAGGGAUAAAGCUUUCAUCUUGAUAGAUAAAAUUAUCUCCGCCAAUAAAUAGCUUGCUGUCCAAAAAAAAUUAUUUUUUUAAAAUCUAUUCAAGUGCCAUAAAUUAAAUAAAAAUUCGGUAAUAAGGGGAGAGACUGCAAUCGGGUUAGCAAAAAAAUGUAAUAAAACAUUUUCUGAGUAAUUGAGAUCUAUGAUUACGAAUGCAUCUUCUUGUAAACUAAAGAUUUUUGUAUUUUCUGCUCACUAGCUUACAUUGAGAUUAAAUUGUUUAUACUUGACACAGUGGUAGGCCUAUUAAGCUUCAAGAGAGGGUAUUCAACUGAGUAUUGUUUGUAAAAUGUAAUAAUUAUUGUUAGAAGGAAGAAAAAAAUUAUUUCAAAGAUGGUCACAUCUGUACUCAUCUAUGUUACAGAGGAAAGUUGGUGAGAGAACUGAUCAAGAUGGUGGUGAGUCAGCCUGACUUUCCCUAUCAACCUUUGUCCUUGACUAAACACUGGACUACUCCAGUCAUUGGGGCCAAAGAUCUAAGGCCAGUUAAAAAUGUGGAUGAAGAGGUCAGAAUCUUAGAAAAAUUUAUUAUAGUUUUAAUCAUCAGUAAAGCUCCCGCAAUUAUUACCCCUAAUUUUCUCUGGUACAGCAACUGCCACUAUUACCCCUUAAAGCAACCUCUAUUAUCUCUGCCGCAGCAAACAGGCACUAUUACCCCUAAUGCAACAUCUGUCUCUAAAGCGUGAGCCUGUUUUUGUGGAGUUAAAAAUUAAUGCUUCAAAAUAGUCAGCGAUAAUUUUCUCUUUUAUUUCUCAGUUGUAUCGACUUAAGACAGAGUACACAAAAACUGCAUUUUCUACUUUGUUUGAACUCCUCAUGGUAGCUAAAAUGGUCAGUACAUUUAUUUUACUUUCAUUUUAUAACAGUGAAUAACAGCUGGUACUUUUUGUGAAUGUAAAAUUUAUAAAGAGUAAAAAUAAACAAAGCCUUUAUCUGUAGACACCUUCUCCAAAACUAUUUAUGAUGAGAAUAAAAAGGAAAGAUUUUUUUUCCUCUGUUUCAAUGAAAUACAUUUUAACUUAUACACCUUGAUUCACAUUUUCUCUUAAAAUUAUUAAGCACAAAUUUAAAAUGUAAUUACUGAGUUCCACUUUUUCUUCAACUUAAAAGUUAUAAAACAGAUAUUUUUUAUGAAGAGUCCUUCCCACCACCUUUAACCUCAAAAACUUAAAUUUCUAUUGGAUUCUAACUCCAGGCUCCUGUUGAUGAAUUUGAACUGCUGUCAGUUACUGGGAUCAUAACAACAUGCAAAGAGCUGAAAGCCACAGUGAGUUUCAUUGUUCGUCCAUCAACUAAUGGUAUACAUUAUUAUUGAUAUAAAUUCAUUGUUUGCUUUUAUUCCAUUUUUUUUCCUCUAAAAAUACCCUUGCAUUGUUUGUAAAAAGAAAAGUGUGUACGUUUAAUCAUUUCUAAAAUGACAAACUUUGUUUAUAAAAUUUGUUUCUUGACUUAAAUAAAUAUAUAAAAUAAUAGGAAUUCAUGUCACUCUGUCAGUUAAUGUUUUAAAAAAGAUUUAUGUUUGCACACUUUAUUUUCUGAAAGUUCUUAACCUGUUCAAAAUUGUUUCAUAGCUGCAUAACAAAUUCACUAACACUGCCUCCUUAACUUUGGUAGGAAAAUAUAUAAUUUUUAUGAUUAACAGGAGCAAAUGGUGGAUAAUCUGGUCAGUCAGAUUAUGGAACUGGUCAGUCUGUCUCGUUUUGAACUUUUGACCCCGGCCCAGUCUAUGCUGGUGUUUCAGAUGUUCACACUUCUGCUGACCCUCCUGGAGGAGAACAAGGCAGUCAUCAGCCAAGUCAGAGACAACUACUACGAGGAGUUUAAGUAGGUCAUUUUAUCUUCAUCAUUUUAACAUGGCUCUCAAUUUUCUUUUAUGAAUUGGUAUUUUAACAUUUAUUUACAAACUUAUGCCGAAACUGAAUGUAUUUUCACAAACAGGUAUUUUAUCCAAGCUCCCGCAGUGUCCAAGAAACUGCCUGCCCAGUACCCCAUCACAGCCACCACAGUGAACAUCAUUGACCAGGUUGUCUCAAAAGUCUUAGGAAAUCAAGUCCAGCUCUCUUCCAAGGACAUCUGAUGCAUUUCUUAAAUCUAUGAAAACAUUAACUACUCGCUGGUUGCUAAAUUAUAUUAUAUAUCUUGACAGAACUCUUACGUUACUUCAAUUACAUAACAUGACAGACCUUGUAUGCUACUUCAAUUAUAUAACAUGACAGAUCUUGUAUGUUACUUCUAUUAUAUAUAUCAUGACAGAAAUUUAAUGUUACUUUAUGACACAAAUUAUUUAUUUUUUAUAAAGGAGCCAUGUGAUCAAAUUUUUUGAAUCUGUACAAAUAUUUAAAUUUUAUAACAUUUCUCUUGCACAAGUUUCACAAAGAGGUAUUUAUAUUUAAAACACCUUAAGUGACACAUGAUCAGUGAAUGCACUGCCCAUUUUGCAGUUCUUGUUUUUCUACUGUAUUUAUGCCAUUUUUUUUAGAAGCUUAAUGGCGAAAUCAUGAGUAAAAAUUGGUGCGGGAGGGAAUAUUCUUUAAUGGCUUAUCUUUUCAUAGUCAUUCAUAAAUGACUAUCCUAAUAAUAUAUCGUCCAUUAUUAUUUGACCAGGGUUGCCAACUGAAUAAAAAUCAAAUUUACUGACGGUAAAUAUUCUAAAUCUCCACACUUUUAGUGGACAAACAAACAAUUUUAUGGAGACAUUUAAAAAAUUAACUUGUUGAAACUAUUAAACUAAAAAAUGUUCAAAUAUCGACAGGACUUUCUGUGUCUCGUGGUGGUUAUGUAAGUUUAAAGCAAGCAAGAAGAAAUCACUAAAAUUGAGAUCUAUUGCAUACUUGGCUUCAAAAAUGUUUGUAAAAUGUCUAUUUUUGAGGAACAUCCUAGAGUUCUUACAGAAACUUACAAACAAGUCAUUUUAAGUCAUAAAUUUACGGACUGCCCUUAAAUUUACAACCCUGUUCGUCUUUUUUUGGAUGUCCCCUCAGCCAACAGCUGCAACCUUGAAUGUCAUUUAAAUGAAUUUUGAAUUUAGGAUCCUAUAGUUAUUUUCAAAUGCAGUAGAAAAAUAAAAUGAAGAAAUAUUAUGAAGUUUGAAUUAAAUAAAAAGUACAUUUUGUUUAUCUAUUAAUUUUGGUGCCAAAAUGUCCUAUGUGAAAAACUUGCUCAAUACAAAUUUCACAUACUUGUUUUCUAUUUGCUUUUUAAAAAAUGUUUUAAAAUUUGUGUGGAAAUAAUGAUCACAAAGAAUUUUUUUCUAUUUUUAAAUGUGCCUGGUGAGUUAUAAAAUAAUUUAUUUACAAAAUAGAUUUGUAUUUCAAUCAUCUAACUCUGCAGCAAAUGACAAACAAAAAAGUAUAUUCUUUUCAUUCCAAACUUCACACUGCAAAAGUUAAAGACUACAUAUUUUGCUUCAUUUCAUUGGGCCAAAAUUACUAUUUAGUUACACAAAAAGAAUUGAUUGUGCAGUCAUCCUCAGAAAAUAAGGGGGAACAUUGUUACCCAAGGUUGACUGACCUUUGGCAGUAUGACAGGUUUUUAUUGAAGCCUUGGUCUUUUGUUCCCCAUAGUUAUUUUUCAGAUUACUUACCAAGAGAUGAGCAUUUUAAAUAAAUCUCUAAUAAUGCAUUUGAUAUGUGACCUAAGUCUUAAUAUCAAACUCCCUACACCACCACCACCAUAUCAAAUGGCCUUUUUGGGCUGUCAAAUACAUUGCAUGUUUUUUAUCUGAAACUAGGUCUCUUCCACUCUUUAAAAAUAAUUUGAAAAAUUGAUGUCUAAUUUAAGUAUUUUCCUUCAUGUCAAGAAAAUAUUAGUUCUUUGUUGGCCCAGAUAAUGAACUUGUUCUUUAAAAACAUUUUUUUACACAUGGUUAUUGAUUUCAAUUCAAAAUGAAUAUGUUUUAUCAU